Aspergillus fischeri NRRL 181 is the source of this 1848-nucleotide messenger RNA. RefSeq names its product putative C2H2 transcription factor (Seb1) (gene sebA). Gene Ontology annotation, molecular function: RNA polymerase II cis-regulatory region sequence-specific DNA binding; DNA-binding transcription factor activity. NCBI's taxonomy places the organism in Eukaryota, Fungi, Ascomycota, Eurotiomycetes, Eurotiales, Aspergillaceae. The record is from RefSeq and is a predicted model, not a curated record. The coding region runs from base 1 to 1848 and encodes 615 amino acids. The transcript is spliced from 2 exons. Gene Ontology annotation, biological process: regulation of transcription by RNA polymerase II.
AUGGACGCAACAUACACCAUGGCACAGACCCCAGUGCAGGGACAGCCAUCAUUUGCAUACUACCCAACAGAGUCGCAAUCGCGGCAGCAACAUUUCACCAGUCACCCGUCCGAGAUGCAGUACUAUGGACAAGUGCCGCCUUACCCACAGCAACAGCACAGCAUGCCAGAACAACAGCCCGUCUACGCUGCUCAACCUAUGUUGAACAUGCAUCAGAUGGCCACAACCAAUGCCUUCCGAGGUGCCCUGAGCAUGACUCCCAUUGCCUCCCCACAGCCGACCCAUCUCAAGCCUACCAUCAUCGUGCAGCAGCAGGACUCUCCAGUUCUCAUGCCUCUGGACACGAGAUUCGUUAGCAAUGACUUCUAUGGGUUCCCUUCGACCCCACCGCUGUCCACAUCUGGAAGCACUAUCAGCAGCCCCCCGUCCAGCAAUGGCUCUCUUCACACCCCAAUCAAUGAUUGCUUCUUCUCAUUUGAGAAGGUGGAAGGGGUGAAGGAAGGUUGCGAGAGCGAUGUUCACUGUGAGCUCCUGGCCAACACCGGCUGGUCGCGGUCUGACUCGCCUCCUUUGACACCUGUGUUUAUCCAACCACCAUCCCUCACCGCCAGCCAGAGCUCAGAUCUCUUAUCGGCUCAUAUGUCCUGCCCAUCCCUUUCUCCAUCGCCCUCUCCGGACUCGACAACUUUCAUCUCUCAUCCUCAGUCGGUUCUCUCAGCUGAGCCCUCUGGAUCCGACUUCUGCGACCCUCGACAGCUUACCGUCGAAUCGUCAGUCGGAGCACCUGCAGAGCUACCGCCAUUGCCUACUCUUUCCUGCAAUGAGGAGGAACCUAAGGUGGUUUUGGGUAGCGCAACUGUGACAUUGCCGGUUCACGAGGGCUUGUCGCCUUCAUUCUCGAGCUCCUCCGAGGAUCCUCUCGGUUCAUUGCCCACUUUCGACAGUUUCUCCGACCUUGAUUCGGAGGACGAGUUUGCCAACAAGCUCGUCGACUUCCAUCCUAUUGGAAACACCUACUUCCUGGGAGAUAAACGGCAACGCCUGGGCACAUACCUCCUUGAUGAGGACGAGUUCUUGAGUGAACGCAGCUUGGAAGAUUUGGACGACCAAGAGGCCUUUGCCCAAUCCGGUCUUCCUUCCGUGGAGUCCUCUGACUUUCUCGCAGCCGAGGGUGAUGCUACACAGAACACCGAGGAAAUGAGCUCGAAGAAGAGAGUCACCUCUCGCAGGUCGCUUAAGAGGGCGAGCACGUCGGAGAGCAGCUCGGAUAGCCUUGCCAAGAAGACUCAGGCUUCCGCCACCAGCCGGUCUGGUCACUCUGAGACGACUUCCACAGUCCAGCAGUCGACUGCUUCUUCUCGUCAGAACUCGACCGCCAAUACAUCCAGCUCUGGGUCCCCAGCUGCUCCUGUCUCUGUCAACCGUCGCGGACGCAAGCAAUCCUUGACCGAUGACCCCUCGAAGACCUUUGUCUGCUCGCUCUGCUCUCGUCGUUUCCGCCGUCAGGAGCACCUGAAGCGUCAUUACCGCUCGCUUCACACUCAGGACAAGCCGUUUGAGUGCCAUGAAUGCGGCAAGAAGUUCUCUCGCAGCGACAACCUUGCUCAGCAUGCCAGGACUCACGGUGGUGGUUCCAUUGUGAUGGGUGUUAUCGACACAAACGGCUCGAACACCCAACCCGCGUUCGAUGAGCCUGAGCCGCGGGCUCUGGGCCUCGCUCUGUACGAGGCCGCCAACGCCGCAACGAGCAAGUCGACAACGAGCGAGUCAUCUGACGGAACUAUUUCAGACACGUCGUCCGUCGGUGGGCGGCCUGCCAAGAAGCGCCGACGGGACGACCACGUCUGA